AUGGCUACUCGCAGAGCUACUCACGCCGGCUCGUGGUACACUGACAAAGGGCCAGUCCUUUCCCAGCAACUUGACGGCUGGCUAGCAGACGUACCAAGCUCUAUGACACCUGUAGGCACAGCCUCCUCGAAGGGAGGUGAUAUUACCGUGCCCACACCAAGUGCUCGAGCUAUCAUCGGACCGCAUGCUGGAUACUCAUACUCUGGGCCUGCCGCUGCAUGGGCAUACAAGACAGCUGACUGGGCGAAUGCCAAACGUGUAUUCCUACUCUUCCCCUCCCACCACUACUAUCUCUCUACUGCCGCGACCACCGGGUGCAGCAAAUAUGCCACCCCAAUCGGUGACCUCAGCAUAGACACUUCGGUUGUCAAACAGAUACAGAAGGAAUGGGGCCUCGAGGUUAUGGAACGCGGGGUGGACGAGGAUGAGCACAGCUCAGAGAUGCACCUCCCGUACAUCUACAAGAUGCUAUCACUCAAGAACACAAGCUUCCAGGCAGACCCAACUUCCGUACCGCUCGUCCCAAUCAUGGUCGGCAACACAGACGCACGAGCCGAAUCACACUACGGCUCGCUUCUCGCGCCGUACCUCUCCGACCCAAGCAACAUCUUCGUCAUAUCCUCCGAUUUCUGCCACUGGGGCUCUCGUUUCCGAUACACAUACUAUCAACCGCCUGACAGCUCGUCUGGUACGAAUCUGAAGUCAAACUCGAAGGUCGCAAGCGACUACCCGAUUCACGAGAGCAUUGCGGCGGUGGACAAGGAGAGCAUGGAUGCGGUGGAGAGUGGGUCACACAAGGAGUUCUUGCAGCAGUUGAGGGAUACUGGGAAUACAGUAUGUGGCAGACAUCCUAUCGGGGUGUUCUUGGCUGCUGUCGAGAAGGCUGAGGGGCUGGGCGAGGGUAAGGGGAGGUUCAAGUUCGUGAGGUAUGAGAGGAGCAGUCUGGUUGAGGAUGUACGUGACAGCAGUGUCUCGUACGCGAGCGCCUUUGCGGUCUUGUGAGGCGGUGAACCUACGAGACAGUUGAAGGAGAGGCAUUAUGAUUGAGAUAGCAUGAGCAUAGACCGAUCAUAUUAGACGUUCAUUCCCUG
Macroventuria anomochaeta is the source of this 1091-nucleotide messenger RNA. Its product is annotated as UPF0103-domain-containing protein. The record is from RefSeq and is a predicted model, not a curated record. NCBI's taxonomy places the organism in Eukaryota, Fungi, Ascomycota, Dothideomycetes, Pleosporales, Didymellaceae. The transcript is spliced from 4 exons. Bases 1 to 1002 code for a protein of 333 amino acids.